Pristis pectinata (smalltooth sawfish) is the source of this 841-nucleotide messenger RNA. Its product is annotated as avidin-like. NCBI's taxonomy places the organism in Eukaryota, Metazoa, Chordata, Chondrichthyes, Rhinopristiformes, Pristidae. Gene Ontology annotation, molecular function: biotin binding. The coding region runs from base 109 to 765 and encodes 218 amino acids. The transcript has 4 exons. The record is from RefSeq and is a predicted model, not a curated record.
GUUCAUGUCAUUAGGCUGCAAGGCUCCAAGACGGAAAAUGAGGCGCUGUUCCUCCGGUUUGCGCUUGUUCUCCCGGCAGUGGGGGCGGCCGAGAGCUGCCCAUCAGCGAUGGGUGGGGUGAUGGUGACACCCAGUUGGAGUCGUUUCAGCCUCCAGACUGCAGGGUCGAGGCCGACAGACGCAGACAGACCAGUCCCCGUUUCCUGGCUGGGGACCGCACUGGGCCGAGAUAAGCAGCAAAACUGCGCGUCAGCGGCCGCCGGGGGAGGACAGAGGGAGCGAGAGCCGCUGAUCCUCCGAGCUGCGAUGGAGGCGUCCGGACCCGCCGCCCCGCUCAUCCUCCUGGCGCUGAUUCUCCCCGGCAUCUCGGCGGGCCGCUGUAACAUGACCGGGAUCUGGUGGAACGACCUGGGCUCCUCCUUCUACCUGAGCGAGGCCGAGAACCUGACGCUGAGCGGCCGCUACCGGACGGCGGUGGAGGCGGCGGCCGGAGAGGCGGGAGCCGACCGACAGGCGCCGGUGGUCGGCAUCAGGCACGGCGGCAGGGAGCCGACCUUCACCAUGUCCACGGCGUGGGCUGGGGGCUCCAUUACAUCCUGGGUCGGUCAGUGUCUCAUCCUGGAGGACGGGCACCAGAUUCUGAAGACCAUGUGGCUGUUGAGAUCUCCAGUUGCCAGCCUACAAGAUGACUGGAAAUCGACACGAAUCGGACAAGACACUUUUCACCAAACCGCAAGGGAUGUCCUGUCAAAGAAUCGACUUUAAUCUCUCAAACCUUAGCACUGACACAUCAAAGUCAUGACCUGCAGAUGCAAUUUUCAAUAAAGCAAAGUUAGAAGUG